CGGCCUGCAUCCAAGUCUGCUCGUUUCUUUUUUUCCAUGGUGCCGCUUCCGCUGUUGCGGACUACGGACCUCAUGAAACGAGAAAGGCUGCUUUCAAUACCAGAGGCAACCUCUGCAGAGGUAGAAGCAGCAGGCGUAGAAUGCAGGGAACUGGAAUUCGAUCUUUCGCAGGCCCCCAGGCUUCGCUGUCAAACGGCAGACACGCUGUACGUGCUGCCUCGCAACCCCCCACAAGAGGUUCUAUGGUGGUUCGACUUUCUCGGUAUUGAGAAGAGGGGCUUAGCUCUCGAGGAUUUCAUCCAUUUUGCUGAUGAAGCAGUGCCGUUCCCGACACCCUGCACUGUAGAGGAUGCGCUUGCACUGUAUUGCGGCUUCGCAUUACCGAGCCGCGCGGAGUUGGCCGUUUACGCGCAGUUCGCCACGGAUCCAGACCAGCGGAGCCAGUGGCUUCGUCUCACAACGGACCCAAAGCAGGAAAAUACAUUUGCUGCAGCAAUUAGGGGCCAAGGUUGGUGCCUCCGCGGUUUGUUGGCUGCUUUGCUACCUUCUGUCAAUCUGGCAACGGCAGACUUGGGCCUGCUGCUGCUGCUGCUGUCUAGACACCACAUGCCACGAGCCUAUACCUUGGCCUCUUCUCACCUGCAACAGCAAGAGCAGCAGCGGCACGGCAUCACGCGCACAGCUUGCAUUUGCCUGGAUAGACACCGCACACCCCGAAGGAACCCACAGGAGCUGUUGAAUUUGCUGCAGCAUCACGGAAUACGCCCCUUCGGGAGUCUGGAGGCCAUCCCUUCCGGCGUGCACGAGGGCCUCUGCUCCUCAUAUCUUUUAAACCUCAAGCAGAAGGUAGCGGUGGACGAAUCCGGGGAGGCUCCCCCCGCCGUCCUGUGCUGCUGCAGACCCUCAGCCUUCAAGCUUCCAUCCAAGGAGGAUCGCCCGCUGAUUCUGGUUGCAGCCGGUACUGGAAUUGCUCCCUUUGUUGCAUUUGCGCACCACUUGGCCGCACUGGGAGGAGCACGUGCACCGGUUUGCCUCUUUUAUGGGUGCCGAGACAUUAGGCACUUCCUCUAUCAGGACCUUCUUCUGAGCUACCUGGACCCAGACCAGCGGCAACAGCAGCCACCAGAGGUGCAGCAGUUAAUGCUGCAGCAGGAUCAACAGCAUUACCGGCAGCAGAGGCGCCCUCACUUACGAGUUCUCAGCCGCAUUAUUCUUGCUUUGUCGCGCGUCAACCCGGAGCGCAAGGUGUACGUACAGCACAAGGUCGUCGAAGAGGGCCAGCUGGUGUGGGGCCUCCUCCGCGCGGGAGCGGCUGUGUUUGUCUGCGGGAGGCCUGCAAUGGGUAAGGCGGUGCAAGAGGCCUUGUUGUCGGUUGCGGCAUCUCAGAUUGGCCAGCAGAAGGCAGAAGCGUUCAUCAAGCGGCUGCACGACUCUGGACUUUACACUGAGGAGCUGUGGGACUAA
Messenger RNA from Cyclospora cayetanensis, 1464 nucleotides. RefSeq names its product NADPH--cytochrome P450 reductase. Gene Ontology annotation, molecular function: flavin adenine dinucleotide binding; NADPH-hemoprotein reductase activity; FMN binding. NCBI's taxonomy places the organism in Eukaryota, Apicomplexa, Conoidasida, Eucoccidiorida, Eimeriidae. The coding region runs from base 37 to 1464 and encodes 475 amino acids. The record is from RefSeq and is a predicted model, not a curated record. The transcript has 9 exons. Gene Ontology annotation, cellular component: cytosol.